CGCUCCCGCAGCCCGGCCUGCGGCGGCCGCCCCGCUCCCAGCCGCUCCCAUCCCAUCCCAUCCGCUCCGCGCAGCCGGCCGGGAGGGCGGGCGGACGGAGCCCCGGCCGCGCACCGGCGGUCACGGCGCUCGGGAACGGCCGCUCCCGCGGCAGCAGCGCGCCCGGAGCGGAGCGGGGCUCGGCUGGCGGCGGGGAUGCGCGGGAGCGGCGGGCAGCCCUGCCCUGCCCUGAGCCAGCACCGGUAGCAUCCAGUGCUUUGCUGCUGCAGUGCACAAUAGCUCUUCCCAAAUAAAUGGGAUAACUCCUGUACUUACAGAUAAAUUGUGCUUAAAAGCUGCAAUGCAUCAAGACCUUUAAAAUGUGUUAAGGCCCAGAGAUCUCAGGCCCACUGAGAGCUGGGUGCCUGGUGGUGUGACCUGGAGCAAUCUGGUGGUGUGAGCAGGAGGGACCCCUCGCAGAGUGCUGGCAUUCCUUAAAAAUCCAGCAACUGGGAAAUGACGAGUGUGAGGAACAGACUGCAGAACUGGACAUUCGGCGUCUGUGCAGGACUUUGAAUGCAAAAGUCACCACAAUGAUGCCAAGCUCUUAUACUAUGCUUUUUACUUAUAGCCAUGUAAGAACCUAAACAAAGAGACAUAAAUUAUUGACCAGAGAAUGGCCCACCGAAGCCCAAUCUUCCCAACUCUUGCCCCUUCUGAAAGACGGGUCCGAAACAUCCCUCUGCACAGCCAGGCACUGACAGCGGUCCCACUGGCAUCCGCCAGCCUGGUGGAUCAGCUGGAGGACAGAAUCCUGAGCCAUGAGAAAACAACAGCAGCUCUUGUGGAACACGCUUUUCGCAUUAAGGAGGACAUUGUUUCCACGCUGCACAGAAUGCAGAACAAAGGGGGGGGUGACCGGUUGGCAAGGCAACUCCUGGAGGAACACAUCCGAAACAUAACAGCCAUAGUGAGGCAGCUCAAUCGGGACAUCGAGAUGCUGCAGGAACAGAUACGUGUCAGAGACAAUCUCAGCUAUGGAACAAAUUCUACCCUGAAGAGUCUUGAAAUGCGGCAGCUUUCUGGCCUGGGAGAUCUUCGGGGAAGAGUUGCAAGGUGUGAUGCUGGGUUAGCCAGGCUGUCUGCAGAGCAUAAAAUUACGUAUGAAAGACUUCAGAGUCUAAGUAAAGACCAACACACCUCCAAGCUGAUCUUAGAAUCCAAAAUCAAAGAGGCAGAAAUACAGAUUUCUCAUCUGCUGAGCAGAGUAGAGCAAUCGAUAAUGCAACAAGAAGCAAAGCUGAAGAUUGCCUACAAAGAGAGCAACCAACAGCUGCAAGUCCUGGACACAAAAUUAAAAGAUGCUGUUGAGGAGCUCAGCAAUCAGAUUUUGUCUGCACGGAGCUGGUUGGAACAGGAACAUGGAAGGACUGAAAAAGAGCUCGUACAAAAAAUUGACCAGCUCUCCCUGACUUUUAAGGAAAGCACUGAAAUGAGUGAGAGAGGUAUUGAGAUGAAAUUCAACCAAAUGGCAGAGAAAAUUGAGAGAAUAGAAGAAAUGCAGAAGAUAACCAUGGAAGCACAUGAAGCAAAACAGACUGAAGAAAAGAUAAAUAUUCGCAUUAUCAAACUUCAAAAUGAGAUAAAUGAAGAUAUAAAAGAAAUGAAAGCUGAAGUUAACGCUGGGUUUGCAGCUAUCUAUGAGAGCAUUGGGUCUCUACGACAAGUUCUAGAAGCCAAAAUGAAGCUGGACAGAGAUGAACUACAGAAGCAGAUCCACCAAAUGAAGCAGGAGGUUCCAAGGUGGGGAGAGGCUGGACCAUGACUGCAAGAUUUUGUCUGAGAGAUUAGUGUUUACCUGGCUACUAGGCAGACUCUAGUGUUGUUCCAAUCUGUAAUGCCAAUUACCUGCAUGUACCAAAUGACAUGCUGCUGCUGCUGCUGCUGCUGCUGCUGCUGCUGCUGCUGCUGCUGCUGCUGCUGCUGCUGCUGCUGCUGCUGCUGCUGCUGCACAGGUAAAUUUACUUACUGCUCACAGCAGGAAAUGCAAGCUGUUCAUGGAUAACUGGCAAUGAGCCUUCUGAGCUGAGGUGCUGCUUUGCCACUGCACUACUCCUGUUGCUGUCAGGAAAUUUAGCACUGUGUAAAACUGGAGUAAUGCAUUGGUAAAGUUGGCACCUAGUUUGCUAAAGGCAUUCCAGUUUUGCAGUCUUGAUCAGGCAGCUAUAUGCUUUUAUAUGCACCUGCACCCCUCCACCUUCAAAAACAAAAAGGCAAGUUGCUGUCAUUUGCUUCAUAUGAAUUUGGCAAGGAUCUCCACCUUGAUACAAAUUACUUAGUUGAAAUCAGUGAACAUUUUUACAGUGACUUUCUCUCUUGGGAAGACAGAAUUGGCACUAAACAGACCAAUCUUCAAAAUCUAGACACCAUCAGAAAAUCUUUGUUUAGGUUUGCAAAUAUCCUGUGUGUGAAAACUAGGUAGUGUUACUAAUGUAGUUGUAACUAAUAUGGUUCAUAAACAACAUAAGAAACUUAACUUAUAUGGUCUUAAGUAUUGUAACCUUCUAAAAUUAAUAGCCAAGAGGAGUUGACACAAGGGAAAAGAUGUAUAUAGAGUAUUUUUACUGGGCAUAUGUUCCUGUGAUUUGCUUCAUUAUAUUGAUAAAAAACUUAGAAAGGUUUGAAAACUAAAGAGAAGGUGAUGAUUUAACCUAGUCUGGAGAUUGUUAUGUAAAAUAAAAUGCAGUUUAUGAUUUCCUUAGAAAUUUUCAUUGAAGUACAAAAAAUUAUACAUCAUAUUUAAGUAAUCUUUAAUAGUUUAGCAGACUCAAAUUGUUAAUUGCAUUCACAUUAUUGCCAGAUAAUAAUUUCCGUUCCCAGAAGAGAUUGCAUAAUGAAAAUCAGCACCCAUGUGGCAUAUUAUCUAGAUAGGAAAAAAAUAUAUGUUGUUUUUACUUCUUCAUUCAUAGCAUGAUAUAUUGCUUCUCAUGUUUGUAAGUCAUGCAGGAUUAAACCCUCAUGAAAAAUAAGACUUUAUCCAGCAUCCUAUUAAUUUAUACUAUUAAUAGUUAUUAAUAUACAAAAACAAUAUUAAUUCACAGAAUUUACAGUACUGUUAACCUAAAUAAAUUAAUGUAGGAGGUCUCUACACUGCCCUUAAUGAACUUUUCAUUCAGAUAGUAUUGGAAAAACAUAUUUUGAUUUAGAAAAUUAGUGGCAAAUAUCACUUCCAUAAAAGACAUUUUGGUCCACAGAGUCACCAUAUAUAAAACAAACAAAGAAUUAAAAAACUGCUUCAAGAACUUAGUCAUUAACUUCAGUAAGUCAGUGUAGAGUAAAAAUCAAGUAAAUGCAUACAUUUUUACAGGAUUAACACCCAAGUUUAUAUUCACUUCCUCUAUAGUUGAAAGUCAUUGAAGUCUCAAAGACAAAUUAAGCAUUUGCAGCUUUGCCUUCCAGUGCUCUCUGACACAAACCAGGAAUACCAGAGGCAGUUUUGUUAUCAUCCAUGCCCUGUGAAACAUAUUUACAAUGGCACCUGAGGGGAAAGCCCAGUUCCCUAAAGAGAGAUAAUUAAAUGCUUGUAGAUAUUUCUCAGGAAUUGUCUCCAAAAAUUCAAUCUUACUUCAUGUAUGUAUUCUUAUAUAUCCUUAAAUAUUUAGCCACGUGCAGUAGAAAUGCUAUCACUGGUGUUUUAUUAAAAAAAACCCCAAACAAUAACAGAGAGAGAAAUGGAAAGUGACAGACCAAAACCAGAAUAAUUUUUAAAUUUUGUAAUUGGAAGUCUGUACCUGAGAAAAUCUGGUAUGAUAUGAAGAGCAUACAAGGAAUCAGAAACAAUUUAUAUAGGACUUUAAUAAACUGUUUCUCUUGUAAAAAUCUUGUAUGAUAGAUCCAGAUAUAAAACAACACAUGAAACCAAAUCCAAUUUUAGCUUUUCUGUCUUAAAAAUAUUUUUUUCCUAAAUCUCAGCCAAAGCAAAUAAGUAAAAGCCCAAAUAAAAUAAUAUCAACCUACUGCCAAGCAGUGUCUUCAAACCCUAAAGUGCCAAGUGGAGGGAGGCCCAGGGUCAACCAUGUGUUGUGGCCAUUGGCUGCCAGGGAGUGCUCAUGUGCUGAGUGGGUCCUUCUAGGGAGAGUUUAGAGUUGCUUCUGAGGAUCCUCCAAUCAUCUUAACAUGUAAGGGCAAAAUCCUCUCCUCAGACCCAGCAUCCCCUCAGGGGAACAGCUGUGAAGCCACAGGACAGUGCUGCAGACACUGAUCUGUGGAAGCUUCAUUUUGCCAAACAGAAACCCAUUCUGCCCCACAGAGAUCCUGUAAAGCCGAAUAGAAGGAAAGCAGCAGUGCUUGAAACCAGAGCUGCCCCUAUUUUUUCCUUCUAAGCUGGUGUCCAAUGGGAUUUCUGUGUUCCAGUCCUUCAGGGACACCAGGGUCCACUUUUGAUGGUGGAAUAAUGUGCUUUCUUUGCUCAGCACAAGUACUCAUGCUAUGAAUCUCAGGUUUCUGCACCAAGUUCAAGCCUGCCAAGGCCACAAAAGGAACGAGGUAGUGAGGUAGUGUUUGUGUGGAUGGCACUUGAGCAACAGAAUGAGACUUGGGAAAGUAUAAUACUAAAUGUGCACAAAGUACUAUUUAAAUCACAAAGUUCACUGACACAACCAUAAACUCCCUGAAGGAAGGACUCGGAGGAGCCUUAGGAAGUCAUCUGCUCCACCUUGAAAUAGAUCCAACUCUACCUAAAAUAUUUGUCAUAGGCACUUCUGUAACUUGCUUAUAACAGUCUUUUAAGAAUAAAACAUUGAUAAAUGCAGUUUGUUCCACUGCUUAAAGAAGAUUGCCUUGCCACCCAAACACCUAAACUAGGACAAGACAUAAUAGCAGACCACUUAAAACUCCUGAAGUUUUAAAAUCUUUCUUUUGUCAGCUAUUUUAUGUGCAUGAGGCUUAAAUCACUUGUGGUGUGCAGACCAUACUGUUCAGUCAGCUGUGUAGCACAUACUGAGUGUCAUAAGUUAAACCCAUUGGAAAAUGUUUAACUGGGGUUUUACAUGGGGUUUACAUGGCCUUUACAUUAGCAUGUGAUAACACAGUAGAACCAUGGUGCUGUGCAGUGAGGGACUUGGCUGGAAUCAGAAUUAUGUCAGUAAUUACAGAACAGUUGUGCUGUUAAUACUCAUUAAACAAACCAAAGGAAUGGUGCCAGGAAGAAGUUUAAAGGAUGACCCUAACUCCCACAUGCAGUUGUUUACAUAGUAAGUUUUGUGUUGUGGAUACUCUAUAUUGUGGAUAUCUUUGUCAUUACAAUCUGAUAUAGUUCAAUAGACAGUUGCCAUGUUAGAGAAAAGCAGUGUGAAUGAUAAUGAAGAGCAUUGUAUUCCUAUAACAUCAAUUUAAACUGGAAGUCAAAACUUCCUUUUCUUAAUUUCUGUUUUGUGUUCCACCUCCACGAGCAUCUGGCCAUCUGGGGCAGAACGCUCUCUGUAUGUAAGAAUUAAAGUGCUCAUUAGACAUGUUUUCCAAUAAUGAAAACGUCUAAUAAGACACGGAUUACAAUCGGAUGAAACCCUCCUAUGUGUAGGGGAGGAAUUCCUCCUGUGACACUCCCCACGGUGUAAGAAAUUCGGAGGCAAAUUUGGAAGAAACCAAGGAAAUCGGGCUGGCGGCCUCUCCUCAAUUUGCCACAGGGUGUCACUGUUACUCUUGGCAAGGGAAGGACGGGUCUCACUGUACCUGUGUGAUCCACAGAUGCUGCAAUCCCACUGCGACGGGGCUGAAAGUAUUUACCAUGUACUUUGACAAAAG
This is a messenger RNA of Parus major (Great Tit), 5781 nucleotides long. RefSeq names its product family with sequence similarity 81 member A (gene FAM81A). The coding region runs from base 656 to 1804 and encodes 382 amino acids. Lineage: Eukaryota; Metazoa; Chordata; Aves; Passeriformes; Paridae. The transcript has 10 exons. The record is from RefSeq and is a predicted model, not a curated record.